AUGAAUACAAACUUCAUGAGCACCUACCGAUUUUGGGCUGGCACUUCUAUAGCUUCUUCCAUCUUUCUCGUCCAGCUUGCACCAGAGUACUCGGUUGGUGGCUCAUACAUUUGGACGGCUGUACCGCUUUUCCUUCUGCAAUGGCUUGUGUAUGCGUUCUAUUCCAUCAUUCUAUACCCCAAAUUUUUCAGCCCCUUGCGGCAUCUACCAAGCCCUCCAGGUGCUUCGUUCUUUAUGGGUCAAUUCCCAGCCAUUUUGGCUGAGCCCUCCGGCAUGCCAAUGCGAAGAUGGAUCAACGAAGUUCCAAACAAUGGUCUGAUUCGCUACACACAUAUGUUCAACACGGAACGCCUGUUGAUUACCAGUCCGAAGGCUCUUGGUGAGGUCUUGACCACAAAAAGCUAUAACUUUAUUAAGCCAAAACAAUUACUUAUUGGACUGGGAAGAAUUCUGGGUGUUAGCAUUCUGCUUGCUGAGGGUGAUGAGCACAAGACUCAGCGUAAGAAUCUUAUGCCAGCUUUCAAUUUUCGCCAUAUCAAGGAUUUGUAUCCAGUAUUCUGGUCGAAAUCGAGGGAGUUUGUUGAGGCCUUGCAGACAGAACUCGAUAAGAAGGCGCCUGAUGAUGUUGUCGAGAUUGGUGGUUGGGCGAGUCGAGCCACCCUGGACAUCAUCGGUGUUGCUGGGCUAGGUCAGGACUUUGGUGCCCUUCAGAACCCUAACACCGAGCUAAAUACGACUUACGGGAAAAUCUUUACACCCAGUAAAGAGCAACAGUGGCUGGGUCUUCUAUCAAUGUUCAUCCACCCGAAGAUCAUUCCGAAUCUUCCGAUCAAGCGUAACGACGACAUGUUCGCAGCUCAGCGGGUCAUACGUACUAUAAGCCGAAAUCUUAUUCGCCAGAAGAAAGCAGCAAUGGAGAAGAACGAGAAGCGGGAUAUCGAUAUCAUCUCUGUUGCUCUCGAAUCUGGUGGCUUUAGUGAUGAGAAUCUUGUGGAUCAGAUGAUGACGUUCGUUGCCGCUGGCCAUGAGACCACAUCAUCGACGUUGACGUGGGCCGUCUACGAGCUUUGCAAAAAGCCAGAAGUUCAGACGCGGUUGCGAGAAGAGAUACAUGCUAACAUUCAAUCCCUGCACGAACCAAUAGACGCAGCUAAGCUCGAUAAUAUCCCGUACCUCCAUGCCGUUUGCAACGAGACCCUCCGUCACAAUGCACCCGUGCCUCUGACCUUGCGUGAUACUGCCAACGAUUGCACCAUCGCCGAUACUUACGUGCCCAAAGGAACUAAAAUCAUCCUUUGCCCAUGGGCAGUCAAUUUCAGCAAAGAGUUGUGGGGUCCGGACGCCUUUGAGUUCAACCCUGAUCGAUGGAUGGGAUCCGGAAGAGCUAAUACUGGAGGAGCAGAAAGCAAUUAUGCUAUGCUGACCUUCUUACACGGACCAAGAAGCUGCAUUGGCCAAAACUUUGCAAAAGGAGAAUUCGCGUGUCUUCUUGCCGCUUUGGUGGGCAAGUUCGAGUUUGAGAUGAGAGAUCCGAACGAGGAGAUUAAGAUCCAGGGUGGUGUCACAGCACGUCCAAGGGACGGCAUGCACAUCAAGCUCAAGGUUGUCGAAGGAUGGUGA
Molecule: messenger RNA, 1620 nt
Organism: Endocarpon pusillum Z07020
Lineage: Eukaryota; Fungi; Ascomycota; Eurotiomycetes; Verrucariales; Verrucariaceae
Exons: 4
Coding region: 1-1620 (539 amino acids)
Molecular function (GO): monooxygenase activity; heme binding; iron ion binding
Source: RefSeq, a predicted model, not a curated record